Messenger RNA from Acipenser ruthenus (sterlet), 3728 nucleotides. RefSeq lists its product as uncharacterized. Lineage: Eukaryota; Metazoa; Chordata; Actinopteri; Acipenseriformes; Acipenseridae. The coding region runs from base 457 to 3192 and encodes 911 amino acids. The transcript has 25 exons. The record is from RefSeq and is a predicted model, not a curated record. Gene Ontology annotation, biological process: microtubule-based movement; mitotic spindle organization. Gene Ontology annotation, molecular function: microtubule binding; microtubule motor activity; ATP binding.
AGGAUAUGGCACUGCCACUGUCGUAUAUACCCCACUGCAUUGAAUUGGUCUCCAAAGAGUUGUAAAAAGUCAGCAGGCACCGGCUGCUGAAGCUGUGACGCAAUGCCAGUAGACUACUCGGAAUACAAUAGUAGAAAUGAGGCGGUAAAAACAUGCUAUCAAAGACUUUGCUAUCCUGGACAACUCAGAAGGCUGUUUAACCUUGUAUGACGCACUGACAAAAAUAAAGGACUGGAAUAUUUUAAGGAUUUUAAUCAAUGGACAGCUGGGACUGAAAGGCAGAGGCGGAGAAAAUGAAACAGGCGUGUUUCAGGAGAUAUGGAGAAAGAAGAGAAGUUUUUUUUCAAGUGGUUGAGAAAAAAUAUUGGAUGAAAAAGAGUAAAUAACAGAAAGGAAGCAAAACUUCAAGUGACAAACAACAAUCUACAUUCCUGCAGAAACCUCCCAAAGGAAGGGAUGGAUGAGGUUGAGAAUGAAGAGUGUAAAGAAGCCAAGAAGAGUUGCCAUGGGAACAAAGGAAAGGCUUUUUGCAAAAGCUUUCGAGUUGUGAUAAGGAUUUGCCCCCGGGAUCAGAAAAAUGAUGAGAUAAAAAGCUCCAUUAAAGUGAAAGAAUCAAACAAAAUCAUAGUGGACACUGGGCGGGGCCACCAACCUCACAUGUUGGAGUUUGACGCUGUUUGGGAUGAAAAUGGCUCACAGAAAGAUGUCUAUGAAUCAGCAGCAAGGCCUCUUGUGGGCUUUGUGCUGCAAGGAUUCAAUGGAUGUGUCAUAACGUACGGGUCGCCAGCAAGUGGGAAAACAUACACAUUGCAGGGUGGAUCUCUCACAGGAAAACAAAGGGGGAUAAUCACUAGAGCUGCAGAAGAUAUAUUCAACUCACCUGAGGCAUCAAACUGCACGAUUCGAGCUUCCUUUAUUCAUAUUUCCAAUGAGAAAAUGUAUGAUCUGUUGGACAGCCAACCACAGGAAGUGAGCCGCAUCCACGAGAGCGAGGAGAGCGUGUUCCUGGAGGGGCUAACCGAGGUGGAAGUGGCCUCUGCUGAGGCUCUGCUCCAGCUUUAUAGAAGGGGGACCGCAAACAGAAAUGCAGGAGUCUCAAAGGGGGAGUUUGCCAGUAAGAGUCACAUAAUAUUUAAUAUUAUUAUUGUCAACACAAAUCUGACAGACAGUGAAGCACAGGAUAGAACAAUAACAACUAGCAGGCUAACUCUGGUUGAUUUGGCUAGCUCUGGUAGGGUAUCCAGUCGUGGAGUCGUCAGUGAUGGAAGGAGAUAUUUUCAAACUGCUCAUGAAAACCCUCAGGAGGCAAAGAUUCUCAAGAGAUCCCUUACAAUAUUUGGAAAUGUCAUCUUUGCACUAAGUUCUCCAGGUUGCCAGCAUAUACCUUACAGAGAGUCUAAGCUAACAAGAAUUUUAAGAGACUGCCUGGGGGGAAACUGCUUGACAUCUCUGAUAGUAACCGUCUCCUCAGACCUGUCCUCUGUGCACGAGACUCUGAGCACCCUACAGUUCGCCACCAGAGCGAUGGCCAUCCCCAGCCGCCCAGUCCGAAACUCCCAGAUACAGAGCUGUGCCGUGCAGGUCAGCAACUCCAAAAAUAUUGAAAAGCCAAAAACAAAUGUCGGUAGACCCCAGACUGAGUUUCCUUGUAUAGGCGACAACAAGAGUGUUCAGAUGCAGACUUGCCUUCCUCCCAUCCUCUUCAGUCCAAGUCCUCCUUCGAGAUCCAGCGAUAGGAGACGCAAAGAAUCUCUUCCCAAACUGGAGCAUCCCAGAGAACUGAGAGAACUGAAAGUCACCUUGCCCCACCUAGAGAAAUCAAGCGAGAAGAUCCCCUAUUUGAUCAAAUCCGCCCCGGCUCCAGAGAAGAACAAACUUGUGGAGGAGCGGGGCAAGUCUCUGAGGUCUCGCUCCAGCAGUCUAGUGGGACCCCCAGAUCCUCUCAGAGACAAGCAGCCCAGAAUGGAGCCAGCUUCCCCCAGAGUGUCUGUUGAGAGGCUGCCCCCUGAGAUGCUCAAAGCCCUGGAGUGCCCCAACUGUAAGAAGGAGAGGAGGAUCAGGGAUGAGUAUGACAAGUACAUCAUACAGUCCAGGAGGGACAAGGACACCCUUCAGCAGAAGAUUGCAGAACUAGAGGCUGACCUCAGGAGGUGUAAAGACGAAAGAGUUGGGGUUUCAAACAGUGGAGAGGAACAGGAAAUAAAGGACAUUGGGCAUGGGGAGACUGUGGUGGAAACACACAGGGACAAGAUGAGCAGUAUGCAGGAGGUGGAGCAGUUCCGAAAGAAUCUCCAGUGCAAGCAGGACCCCCACCCCGAAGCCAAUGAAGCUCAACUGAAGCAGACCUGCAGUGCCCGGCUCCAGCAGGCUCAGCAGGCCCAGCUUCUGCACAGGGCAGUUCUACAGGAGAGAGAUGGUCUGCUCAUUGAAAUCGAGGUACUUAAAGCCCAGCUUGAUAAGGCCCGUGAGAGAGAGAAGGCUGUGACACAGAGACUGAAAACAGAACAGGACAGAGUUACCCUGGAAACCGAGGACCUCCGGAGCCAACUAGAGAAAAGCAAGGAAAGAGAAAAACAGCAGAUUUGCAGACUGGAAAAUGAAAAGGCGAGAAUAUUUUUGGAACUGGAGGAUAUGAAAGCUGAAUUUAAAAGAUUCAAGGAUAGAGUAACUCUGACUUUAGCUGACCUGAAGAAAGAAAAGGAUGGACUUUUAAUUGAAAUAGAGGAAACCAAAAACUACAAUGAAAAGAUUAAAUCAGAGAACAGUUCUGUUUUGGAGAAGCUGGAAACCAUGCAGAGGGAGCACAGUUUGAAGCACAAUGGUUGUUACCAGGUUCCCCCUCACGAACCUCCCCACGUGCACAGCCUGAUGACAAACACUGAGAUGAUGAUGAUUCAGGUUUCCCAGCAGAGUGCUGCUGGGAUCAAAUCAGAGAGCAGUUGUUGUUUCAGUGGCUGCAGUAGCAUACAUUGUUCUGCGUUACAUCCUGGUAAAUCUUCAGCAACAAACUCAAUGGAUGAUGAGGAGGUCAUCAAAAUUAAGGAUAUGUUUAAACAGCUAAAGAGAGAACGUAACUUACUUCUGGAUGUGAUGGUGAUUAUGUAUACGAGAAGGUGGUUUAUUGAAGAAGCGAUGCCCCACGUCAAAAGGACUAUAAGGAAAUGUGGAAUGAGAUUGGAAGAUACUGACUGAAUUCACCUAUCCAUUUGUGAUGGAAAGUAUUUUGAAUUAUUUGUCAAUUUCCUGAAAACUUACAUAUGAGACUGCAUAAGACUUUGAUAUCGGAAGGUGUAAGAAAUUCCUCUACAAGGAGAGAACAAAGACAGAAAAAGGAACCUAUUUCUCUCUGCCGGAAUUUUUUUUAUUUCAUUGUUAGUGUAUAAAUAAUGUAAUGAAUGCAUUGGUAAUCUUAUAUCCAAAUUGCUGUAGUUUCCUUAGUGGAAACCAGAAUCUUAAAGUACCAAAUAUUAUUUCUAUUUAUUAAAUAAGUCACCAGAAUUGACUGUGGUUUAUCAUAUUGUAUUCCGUACACACAGAAACACAACACUUAAACUUACAUUCCACUCAUGCCAGAGUUAUGAGACAACGAUGGGUGUAAAAUUAAACUGUGGUGUUAAGAUCUUGAAAAACCUAUCCCAAUUUCAUAAUUUUUUUAUUUUUGUUUUAAUGAUAUUUAGAUUCAGAAAUAUGGGAAUAGCACCAUUUGUUGUAUUGAUGCUGGCCAGAAA